Molecule: messenger RNA, 773 nt
Organism: Vicia villosa (hairy vetch)
Lineage: Eukaryota; Viridiplantae; Streptophyta; Magnoliopsida; Fabales; Fabaceae
Product: SKP1-like protein 1A
Exons: 2
Coding region: 104-571 (155 amino acids)
Biological process (GO): SCF-dependent proteasomal ubiquitin-dependent protein catabolic process
Cellular component (GO): cytoplasm; nucleus
Molecular function (GO): cullin family protein binding
Source: RefSeq, a predicted model, not a curated record
CUUUCUUUUUCACAGUUCACAAUUUUCCAACUCGAGAAAAGAAACAAAUUGGGGGUUAGGGUUUUCACUUUUCACAAAAUUUCAAAAUCGAAUUUCGAUCGCUAUGGCUUCCACAAAGAAGAUCACUCUCAAGAGUUCUGAUGGCGAGGCAUUCGAGGUUGACGAAGCUGUGGCUUUGGAAUCGCAAACCAUCAAACACAUGAUUGAAGAUGAUUGUGCUGAUAGUGGAAUCCCUCUGCCGAAUGUCACCAGCAAGAUUUUGGCUAAGGUUAUUGAGUUUUGCAAGAAACAUGUUGAUGCUGCGGCUGCUGAUGAUAAGCCUAAUGAGGAUGAGCUUAAAGCUUGGGAUGCGGAGUUUGUUAAGGUUGAUCAGGUCACGCUGUUUGAUCUCAUAUUGGCUGCUAACUAUCUAAACAUCAAGAACUUGCUUGAUCUUACAUGCCAGACUGUAGCAGACAUGAUCAAGGGAAAGACACCUGAGGAGAUCCGCAGGACCUUCAACAUUAAGAAUGACUUCACUCCAGAGGAAGAGGAGGAAGUUCGUCGUGAAAACCAGUGGGCUUUCGAAUGAGUUUUAUCAAGGAUAUGUCUAGUUGGUUUAUGUUAUAUUUCGUUUUAUUCAUAGUAGAACUUCAAGUUAGGUCAUUCUAAGUUUAUUAGUACUUGGUUAUCUUUUGGUUUAUGUUUGUUGAGUCUGGUCAUGAAUCUGCUUCUUUGUUGGAUGAUUUUAGUGCAUCUUGAAUUGUAAGUAAUAGUUGGUUAUGAUUGGCUGA